GCCAAGUUACAAUUACUAUUUCUCAAGAUUUUGCCCUUGCUAAAAUAGAGAUAUAUUAUUACCUUCAUCCAACUUGUUUAGAUAAUUCAAUUUCUUUAGAGAUAAAACAAUAUAUUCUUAAAAAUAUUGAUUUAUUUCCUCGUGAAAUAUAUAAACAUCUU
Scutellospora calospora is the source of this 161-nucleotide messenger RNA. Lineage: Eukaryota; Fungi; Glomeromycota; Glomeromycetes; Diversisporales; Gigasporaceae. The record is from the annotation of a GenBank genome assembly.